GGAGCGCUUGAAACGAACCGAUGAAUGGCAAAUGCCGUCCCCGGGCCCCGGCUGACCUCUGACCUGGCAGCCAUGGAGCAGCAGCAGCGACUGCAGCCGCGCGUCCUGACAGCUGCCAAGGCCCGGCAGGACGGUGGGGGUGACGGCCACUCCCUGCUGUGCUCCGAGUCCAUGUUGUCCAGCAGCCCACCCGUGUCGGAGCCCCAGCAGUCCCCCACUGAGAGCGAACUGCGCCAGGUAUGGAGACAGCCCGAGGGAUCCCCACAUGGCUCCAAGUCCUACACUCCCUCUCAGCUGUCGCAGGGCGCUGCCGCCAAGUCCCCCUCCAGUCCCCGGCUAACCAUGCACGCAGACACAUCCCUUGGCAGAGACUACGUCAGAACGCCCACCAAGCUGAAAAGCGGGGAGAGGAACAACGAAUGUUUGCCCCCGAAGAAGCGGGAAAUCAUCAGCCCCGCGAAAGAGAUGGACACCCAGAAAGAGGAGGAGAGAAUGCGAUCGAUGCCAGGCAUGGUCACGGUGUCGGUACCGACCACGUACACCCCCGUUCUUGGCACAGAAAACCCUCUAAAUCGGUUGGCCGACGUCGCUAUUAACAGCGAGAGACACCUAACAAGCACGCAUGGCCUAGCACCGUCCACUGCAUCUCUGGAAGCGCGGAGUAUAGCGCAGCUUUCUGGAGAUGCAACGCCCGCAUCUUACCCAACCGCACCUUAUUCAUCCAUCUACUCCUCCACAGCGUCACUUCCAUCAGCUAAACCCAGUUCCUCCCUCGUCCCUUCCACCGCUACGAUCGCGCCCGGAUCAGUACCAGCCACCGCCCUCCCCACAUCCGGCCCGUACGUGGGAGCGCCCUACCUUGGGCCAUACUGCUCCUCCGGGUAUCUCCCCUCUGCAUUCGGACAGUAUCCGCAGAUCGAGUCGUACUCUGCCAUGCUGGCUACCAUGGGAAACCACAUCCAGCAGGCACAGGGCCAGGGUAACAAGCCGCCCCUUGUACCCUCACAGCUGGGCAUAACACGGCAGCUGGAUCCGGCAACCUCUGCAGGGACAUCUGGUCAAUCUCAGCUCUACAUGGCCCAGGAAGCAAAUCCAGAACAACCUCCAGUACCUACAAGUAAACCGUCAUCGGAUGGUCUUGACCGGAAAAAUGGUAUUCAGGUGUCCCAUGCGGGAACAGGGGAGGCCUUGAUGCCGCCCUCCAACAUGCGGAAUGUUCUAACUCUCCAGACUGGCUCGCAGAAAUUAAGUCUCGGCGUACCGCAGGCAAGCAGUGGUGGGGAAACAGUCCUGUCACCCAACAGCGUGAAGACGUCUGUUUCCGAUGACGAUGUCUUCAAGAAGCCCGGCGCUGUGGUGAACCACGGCCGGGUGGUACAGGGGACUGGAAGUAGCAUUGUGGUAAACACUCGGACGCCAGGCAGCAGGAUGGACAGCACUUUACCGUGCGAACUCCCCUCUUGGCCAAACAUCAUACUGCCACAGGCCAUCGGGACACAGGCGUCCGCUGUGCAGUACCUCGACACCUUCUCUGCUACCUCCCUUCCCCACCUGUCAUCCACGAACACAGUCCACCCCAUCCCGUCCACCGUUCCACACCUAGCGAUCCCUCCUGGAGCCACCCUUGCUCCCAUCCCCCCGCCUGCACCUUCUGCCAUUGCUCUGUCUCACGGCAGCCAGGUGCUGGGCCACUUCAUGAAGGGCUCUGUGAUCCAGCUGGCAGGAGGGGAGCUGAAGCGUGUGGAGGACGUCACGACAGAGGACUUCCUCCAGAUGUCCGGAUCUGGCCCGACGUCGUCUUCGUCCCCGCAUCACGUCACGUCGAGCACGGUCGUGCGCAUCACCAUGGAGGACGGCUCCAGCGCGGGGCUUGUCCACAUCACCUUCGCUGUGGGCCACGACAAGAACCUGGUGACAGUUGAAUCCACAGUGGACCACCCGUUCUUCGUCGUGGGACAGGGUUGGUCCUCGUGCCGACCUGAACGGACUCUCUCCAGAUACAGCCUGCAGUGUCACACCCUGACCGUGGGCGACACCUGCAUAUCCCUCAUGCUGUCAAACAACGUAAACGGACUGAACCAAGAGCCUGGGAGGGCCAAACAGCAGGCCACGGAAAGUACCAAGGAAAGAACUGAUUUUCCCGGGUUAUCAUCAUCGUUAGCAUCACCUUCGUCACAAAAUAACAGAAUAAACAGAGUAGAACUGACGUCGUCGCAACAUCAGCAGGCUCACGACACCCACGGUUCGAAACACGCAGAUUCUGCUGGGAGUGAAAUGGGAACUGGAUUCGUCUUACCUCAUUCAGAAAUCCCUGGUGGUAACCAUGGACAACCACAUGCCGGCGCAGGCCCGCAGCAGUCGGCUCCAGGUAUGCUGCAGACUGCUGCGACUAUGCAACAACAACAGUGUGGCCCGCCGCACAUGGCAAGCCCACAGUUCAGUCACCACCACCACCAGAGGAACCACGUAGCGGUGCCCUCUAGCAGCGGCAGGCCAGCACUGCAGCACAGUUCACCACUGAUCCACGUGGGAGUGCCUGUUCUGCAGCAGGCUAACCGUGGCGCGUUGCCCCAGUAUGUCCAAGUCCUCCAGCCCGGGCCCGGAGGCUACAUGGCCAUCCCCGUCCAGACAUGUUCCGAACCGGAAGGACCACUGUCCACAACCGCAGGAGAGGGAGAGAAUGGAAGAUACGCCAAGACGAACGCUAAACUUUACGUAAUGCACAGCCAGGCGCCCUCCAGUGGUACUGCAGCUGUUUCAGACAGUAGACUCCCAAACACUGACGACAAUCUCGUACACAGAAAAGGUGACUCGGAUAGCACCAACACGCAGACUCAAAAAAUUCGGAAACGUCGCUGGUCCGCCCCGGAAACUGGAGACAGAGAAGAGGACGCGGCAAGCCCAAGUCGCCAGGCCCGGUCUGUCGCACUAGAGUCACUGAUAAAAUUUACGUCACAAAAACAAGGCAGCUAAAUGCCUUCACAGACUACUUCGCUCUCUUACAGUGUAGCAAGGCUUCUGCCCAAGAGUUCUUAAAAACCACAUCAUACAAGGUGCCGAGGAGCUCUGUGAAAGGAGUCAAACAUUCCAUGUCAGAUCUGCUGUAUACAUAAUGAACUUGUGCUGCAUGGGUAAUUCCCAGACUUGAACAUGAACAGUCGGAUUAUUUAACAAUAAGAAAUUCAAUGAUCCUAUACACAGUUUUUCUGCACAUCACAUUAAUGCAUCGCAGCACCCCCAUUGCAAUAAACACAUGAUCGAUACUCAUUAACAGAUUUAUUUAUCUUAUAAGACUGGGGGCGAUCAAAUUAAAUAAAGAAUGAAAUCUAUCCAGAGCCCUGCAACAGCCCAGUUUGUAGAAUUCCCAGGAAUUUCUGUCAAAUUUGUACAGGACUAAAUGAUGAAAUGGUGCCCAUUUACACAAUAUGCCAGCUUUGUCCAUAUGUGUUAGAUAUGCUUUGCUUACGUGUGUCAGCCAGACGAAAAUUCUACUCUGCAUUCAAAGUUAUCAAAUAUAUAAUAUAAUCAGCAAUAUGCCAGCCCUUCCUCUAAUUGAAUUCAAUGGAUGAUGGCUUGACACCAAAUGAAUUGUGAUACUCCCCCACCCCAGAUUGAAUUCACAUGAUUUUUCAUCUAAAAGUAUGUUUAAUCAUGGUGCUUUUCACUCUAACACACAACAGUUUAUACUGUGAUUAUCCCUUUAGAAUAUAGUCAAUCAGUACUUACUUAUAAGUACAAUGUUUUGGUAGAUAUCACACUUGUUAUUUUAGCUUUUCCCACGUGAAGAAAAUAUUUGCUUGUUUCAAAUAUGUUCAUAUGAUGACCUCUGGACAUAUGGGUGUCCAUAAAUUUAUUGAUUGUCUUGCUUAAUGGUAUAUUAACAAAUGUAUGAAUUGUGCAUUAACUGUACCACAAGAAACAAACACAUGUUCUGUAGUUCCAACUGUAUGUAUUUGUAAAUUUGAAAUCUUCAUCAACAGAGAAUGCAUUGUAUAUUUGCACAGGGACCCAUGCAUAUAUGAUCAGAUCAUAUCUGUUUAUGUUUUAAAUGUACAAGAGUACACUAGACAUGUAACCAUAGAUGGACAGUCACCGAUUGCAAUAGAACUGUAUCAACUAUGAAAGAAUUACAUACACAACAGUCA
Molecule: messenger RNA, 4145 nt
Organism: Branchiostoma belcheri (Belcher's lancelet)
Lineage: Eukaryota; Metazoa; Chordata; Leptocardii; Amphioxiformes; Branchiostomatidae
Product: ataxin-1-like
Exons: 5
Coding region: 25-2973 (982 amino acids)
Biological process (GO): regulation of DNA-templated transcription
Molecular function (GO): protein binding; RNA binding
Source: RefSeq, a predicted model, not a curated record